CACUUGAAUUCCCGCAUUCCUGUUCCAAUCCGCAUCUUAUCACACUCGGUCGUCGUCCCAAUACUAACAAAACAUAAUGGAUGAACUAAGCAAGGAACAAAUUGCAUUGUUGAAAAAUGCCUUCGAUACUUUUGACGUGGAGAAAAAGGGCAGCAUUGGUACCGUGAUGAUUGGAACCAUUCUGAGUAUGUUGGGAAUCCAUACAACUGAUAAAAUUCUGGCUGAAAUCAUCGCCGAGGUCGACGAAGACGGGUCCGGUGAGUUGGAGUUCGAGGAGUUCAUCAUCCUCGCAUCCAAAUUCAUGGUUGAGGAGGACGCCGAAGCUAUGCAACAAGAAUUGAAAGAGGCAUUCCGUUUGUACGACAAAGAAGGAAACGGUUACAUAUCCACGAAAACUUUGAAGGAGAUUCUAAAGGAGCUUGAUGAUAAACUCACCAGUGCUGAACUUGAUGGUAUCAUUGCUGAAAUUGAUACUGAUGGCUCUGGAACUGUUGACUUUGAUGAAUUUAUGGAAGUCAUGACUGGAGGAGAUGAUUAAUUAAUUUAUUGUAAUUAAAUCAAUUUUAUAUUCUAAUAAAAAAUUUAAAAACUAAUAA
Messenger RNA from Aethina tumida (small hive beetle), 596 nucleotides. RefSeq names its product troponin C-like. The transcript has 6 exons. Lineage: Eukaryota; Metazoa; Arthropoda; Insecta; Coleoptera; Nitidulidae. The coding region runs from base 77 to 538 and encodes 153 amino acids. Gene Ontology annotation, molecular function: enzyme regulator activity; calcium ion binding. The record is from RefSeq and is a predicted model, not a curated record.